AUGGACAAUCACGAGGAUGAAAUCGAUCGGCCAUUGAUGACACAAGCAAAGGCUCUAUUCUUUGAAUUUCUUGAAAUUAAAGAGAUUGGUGCUAUUGAUCGAUCAAUCACUCUCGCCCGUGAAGCCUUGGCAAGCACACUGCCUUCUGAACGCGUGGACUGCCUUCACCAUCUAGCAAUAUGUCAUUCCUUGCGAUUUGAGCAUUGUCAUGAGAUUCAGGAUCUUUCUGAGGGCAUUGUUCACCUCGAAGAAGCAGUGACCACAUCACGAGAGCCUUCGAAAUAUGCUGUCGUCCUGCAAGUUCUGGCUAGAACGCUUGGGGAUCGUUACCUAGAGACUGGGAAUGAAAUGGAUUUUGAUCGCGCAAUCUUUGUCGGUAAUCAUGCCUUGGGUCUUAAUGUCUCCGUCGAAUCGCGAAUCAUGUGUUUGCAUACACUCAGCAAGAUUUUCCACUUUCGCUUCACCAGAUUGCAUUUUUUGAGUGACUUGAGCCCUGCAAUCCAACUGGGGGAACGAACCCUAGAACUUUCGUCAGCUGGUCAUUUCAAGAGAGCCAUGCUAUCGGGCAAUUUAGCAAGAUUAUAUACCGCCAGGUUCCACAGAUUGCGAGAUGUCGAAGACAUAGAAAACGCCGUUGGCUAUGCAUCAGAAGCAUUUGAGACCAAUCAGGAUCCAGAAGAGGAUGCAGUAUAUGGCAUCCUUCUGAGCGAUGCGCUUGGAAGCCGUUUCGAAAUGACGGAGCACCCGGAGGAUCUCGGGUGCGCCAUAGAUCUCGCGAGGGAAGUGGUAGAAGCAACUUCUGAGGAAGACGAACAAUUAUUGGCAGACCGACGCCAUAACCUCAGCACGCUUCUCAAUGAUCGAUUUAGCCAUUUUGACAGCGUAACCGAUCUUGAAGAAGCAAUCAGCCUCGAAGAAAGUGCUAUAUCCGCUCUCAAUAACAACCAAUCCAAACUGGUAAUGGCUCUAGAUCACUUAGGAGAUUUAUUGGAAUCCAAGUCCCAGCUCCGAGAAGAUGCUUCCGACUUGAACCGAGCUAUUGGGAUGGCCCGCGAUGUUCUCAACCGUACUUCUACUCAAAGUGAGGAGGAGCGCGCACUUUACUAUUUCCACAUGGCCCAUCGACUCUCCAGCCGAUACGAGUUCUUCGGAAACAUCGAUGACCUGCAAGAUGCGAUCGAGAUGAUGGAAAGGGCACGACAAGCAAUAAUGGCCGAUGACUUACAUCUCCUCGAUAUAACUAUUGACCUUAGCAAUCUUUUGCAUAAAAGAUAUCUCCAUCUGGGUCUGAGCAAUGAUCUCGCGAUCGGAGUAGCCCUCACCCAAUCGAUAUUGGACGACGGGUACGCCGAGAGUCUCACGAAACAAGAAGAUUUAUGCAAGCUCAGUCGCCAUUUUUCCGAUCGACACGAGAUGACGGGAGCACUUGAAGACGUACAAGCAUCCAUUCAUUUUGCUGAGAAGGCCGUAAAUCUGGCAGAUGUAGACCAUCCCCGGCGCCCCUACUCGCUAUUGCAGCUGAGCAUUUCUCUGGAGGCCCAUUUUAAGGCCCUGGGAUCAUUAUCAUCCCUGGAACGUUCGAUUGCGAUCAGCAAGCAAGGCCUUGAUUCUAUUGCAAACGACCAAAAUGCCACGGCAAAUUUACAAUACGUUCUGAGUCAGCAGCUCUUACAAAGAUACGAACAGCUAGGAUCUCUGGUUGAUCUACAGCAAUCAAUAUAUGUGAUGCAGGAAUGCAAGGAAAACACACCAGCAAAUCAGCCAGGACAAACCGCUUGCCUUUAUGCCCUGGGUAUUCGGCAGGGCUAUUAUUCUGACAGAUCAAAUGACGUUUCCGACUUGGACAAGGCCAUUGAUCUGACAAGUGAAGCGCUAGCACUGAUUCAUGAUCAUGGGAUGACAAGGGCCAACGCUCUGCAGGGUCUAAGCACGCUUCAUGAAUCCCGCUUCAAAGCGAGGAAUUCGCAGCGAGACCUACAGCGCGCAGUUGAACUCAGUCGUGAGGCUCUCCAAGAAGUUCCAGAAGACCACUCUGAGCGGAACAGCUUCUUGAGUAACCUUGGUGACUUGUUAUGUCUUUACCCAGCGACGGGGGUAUCAUCCCAUAUCCAGGAAGCCAUAGAACUUCACUCAAGAGCUUUAAGUACGACAUCAAAAGACCACCCCAAUCGGGCCAUGUAUCUCAUCAACAUGGCAAAAGUGAUGAUUCAGGCUGGGAAACCUGAGUUUGAAUCUCAAAGCCCGCUUGAUCUUUUCGUCGAAGCUCUUGGUCAUCUGAAUUCGCCUCCCCUCGAUCGCAUCACAGCAGGGCGAAAUGCCUUUGACAUUUAUACUACUACAAAUAAGUGGGAUUGCGCGGUUCAUGUCGCAAGAGAGGUUACAAAACUUUUUCCAUUGUUCGUUCCACGUUGGUUGAGUCGCGAUGAUCAGCAACACGCUUUGAAGAAUAUCACCAACUUCACCUCUCAGGCUGCGUCUGCAAUUCUUCAGGCGGGCGGAGCCCCUGAAGAGGCACUUCAGACAUUGGAGCUUGGAAGGGGAGUUAUUGCUGGCUUCAGUAUAGACCUCAAGGCUGAUAUCUCUAAGCUUGAGAGGCGCAAGCCCUUGCUGCAUUCCAAGUACAUUCAACUUCGGCGACAGGUUCUAUUGAACUUCUCUUCAAGUACAUCUUGGAGUUUUCAAGAUCUUCGAAUCAGGGAUCGCCGAUCACAGAGCCUUUCCCCGGCCACAGGCUCCCAGCGAAUGGAGAUUCUGCAGCAACUAGAGAAUCUGGAAUCAACCAUUCGUGACGACCCGGAAUUUCAUGACUUCCUCAGACCCCCAUCUGUCAGAACCUACAUGGGACUUGCAUCCGCGGGGCCAAUUGUGGCAUUUAAUGUCACACGGCUGCGAAGUGAUGCUCUUAUCGUAACAGACAAACAGAUUGAGAGAUUGCAGCUAAAUGAACUACAUUAUGAUACAUUGGAGGCCAGGAUCAAACGAGUGAUCGGGGAAGAUCGGCUUUCACGGGGCCUGCCAAGUGACAAGCCCAAGCGAAACCAAGAACUCCAAGAAAUAUUGGCAUGGCUGUGGGAUGUUGCGGUAGGACCCGUCUUGACUCAAGUGGGCUUCCUGAAACCGCAGCGACCUGCUGGACCACCUCCUCGCAUUAUUUGGGUUACAAGCGGCUAUAUGGGCCUUUUGCCGUUGCAUGCAGCUGGAAACAAGGCAGCAAAUGCAUUGGACUACGCUAUUUCCAGUUAUACACCUACUUUGCAAGCCUUGGACUUCGUUCUGCGGAGAGCAGACCUGGUCUCCCGCGGUCAAGAUCUAAAAGUCCUCAUGAUCUCCGCACCCAAUAAGGAAGGUCGCAAUACUCUGAGAACUACUACAGAGCUUGCUUCAAUAGAGAAAGGCCUCCAAGAUGAGACGUGCGUCACUAUCCUCCACGAACCGACCUGCCUAAGUGUCUUGCAAGAGCUUCCAAAUCACGACUUGAUUCACUUCUCAUGCCACGGCCAAUCAAAUCCAAUCAACCCCUCAGCCAGCACCCUUGAGUUAUCUCCACAAAGUGAUGGACAUGAGCCUUCCUUGCUCACCGUGAGGGAUUUGGCAUCUUUAGAUCAUGAUAGAGCUCGAAUUGCCUAUCUUUCCGCAUGUUCCACAGCGGAAAACUCUUCUAGCGAGCUUCUCGAUGAAACAAUACACAUCGCCAGUGCUUUUCAGUUGGCUGGCUUUCCCAACGUUAUUGGAACGACUUGGGAAGUGAUUGAUAAGGCUGCGGUUGAAGUCAGCCGGCAAUUUUACGAGAUUCUGGGCCGGCAGAUACGUGAUGACGGACAUCUGGGUGACAUCGCUUUCGCUUUACAUGAAGCUGUUCAAGCACUCAGGACAAAGAAGCCAAGGGAUCCUCUUUCGUGGGCUCCAUUGAUUUACCUGGGAGCUUGA
Messenger RNA from Penicillium canariense, 3927 nucleotides. Its product is annotated as CHAT domain-containing protein. NCBI's taxonomy places the organism in Eukaryota, Fungi, Ascomycota, Eurotiomycetes, Eurotiales, Aspergillaceae. Gene Ontology annotation, molecular function: protein binding. Bases 1 to 3927 code for a protein of 1308 amino acids. The transcript has a single exon. The record is from RefSeq and is a predicted model, not a curated record.